CUUGAGACACACGCAGCAUCUGGUGGAGGAUUAACAUACAUACAUGUGUAUGUAUGCGUCACGUAUAUAUUUACUGCAAAUGGUGGGGAUCAUUUAGUGCCCGAGAUGGGAGACCUGAAGUCAGGUUUUGAAGAGGUGGAUGGCGUGAGGCUCGGCUACCUCAUCAUUAAAGGAAAGCAAAUGUUUGCCCUCUCCCAAGUCUUCACGGAUCUGCUGAAAAACAUCCCGAGGACGACCGUGCACAAGCGCAUGGAUCAUUUGAAAGUGAAAAAGCACCACUGCGAUCUGGAGGAGUUGCGGAAACUCAAGGCAAUCAACAGCAUCGCCUUCCACGCCGCCAAAUGCACGCUCAUCUCUCGGGAAGACGUGGAAGCUCUCUACACCUCCUGCAAAACCGAGCGUGUCCUCAAAACCAAGCGCAGGAGGGUCGGCCGGGCCCUGGCCACAAAGGCGCCGCCACCAGAGCGCGCCGCCGCCGCCGCCUGCCCCCGCCCGGGUUUUUGGAAGGACAAGCACCAACUUUGGCGGGGCCUGAGCGGAGCCGCGCGGCCCCUGCCAAUCAGCGCGCAGUCCCCGCGCCCGGGCGCCGCCGCCGCGCGCCCCGCCGCCCAUCUACCUCAGAUUUUUAGCAAAUACCCGGGCUCGCACUAUCCGGAAAUCGUGCGCUCGCCUUGCAAACCCCCUCUAAACUAUGAAACUGCCCCGCUCCAGGGAAACUACGUUGCUUUCCACUCGGACCCUGCUUAUUUUCGGAGCCUGCUCUGCAGCAAGCACCCGGCCGCCGCCGCCGCCGCCGCCGCCGCCGCUGCCGCCGCCGCCGCCGCCGCCGCCGCCGCCUACUACCAGGCGUCGGCGGCCGGGCCCCAGCCCAAGGCGGCGGCGGGCGCAGGAGGCCCGGUGAGCCUGACCUACCGGUGCAAGCGCAAGCGCGGGGGCGCCAAGGACUGCCUGCUCGCGCCCCACGCCGGCGCCCGCCGCCUGCUGCUGCUGCCCAGGUCCUACAAAGCCAAGGCGGCGGCCGCGGCGGCGGCGGCCGCGGCGGCGGCGGCAGCCGCUGGGGCCACUUGCCUGGAGAGGUUUCACCUGGUUAACAGCUUCUGCACGCCUCCCCACCACCACCACCACCAUCACCACCACCACCACCACCACCACCACCACCACCGGGCCCAGCAGCCGCCGUCGAAUCACCACCCCCCACAUCACCACCGGCCGCAGCCCCAUCUCGGCAGCUUUCCCGAGAGUUGCAGCAGCGACUCGGAGUCCAGCUCCUACUCGGACCAUGCAGCCAACGACUCAGAUUUUGGCUCCAGUUUGUCCAGCUCCAGCAACUCGGUGUCCUCGGAGGAAGAAGAGGAGGAGGGAGAAGAGGAGGAGGAGGAGGAAGAGGAGGAGGAGGAGGAGGAGGGGGGCAGUGGGGCCUCGGAUUCCAGCGAAGUCAGCUCGGAGGAGGAGGACUCGUCCACGGAGUCGGACUCCAGCUCCGGCUCCAGCCAAGUGUCAGUGCAGAGCAUCCGUUUCAGACGCACCAGCUUCUGCAAGCCUCCCAGCGUGCAGGCGCAGGCCAACUUCUUGUACCAUCUGGCCUCCGCAGCCGCUGCAACCAAACCCGCUGCUUUCGAGGAUGCGGGCAGACUUCCCGACCUCAAGAGUAGUGUCAAAGCGGAGUCGCCGGAGGAGUGGAAUCUGCAGAGCUGGGCCCCCAAAGCGUCUCCGGUAUACUGCCCGGCCGGCCUGGGGAGUUGUUUCACAGAGAUAAGGAACGAUAGGGUAUCUGAGAUUACAUUCCCACACUCUGAAAUUUCCAGUACUGUAAAGAGAACUGACCUGACAAUUAACUGCCUGGCGGAGGGGGCCUCUUCACCUAGCCCAAAGACAAACAAUGCAUUUCCACAACAAAGAAUACUCCGAGAGGCAAGGAAAUGCCUACCAGCAAGUCCUACGGCACACUGUGCAGAUAACAACACAAUAGCUGCUAGGUUCUUAAAUAAAGAUUCUUCAGGAGCGGCCUCAAAUUCAGAGAAAGAUUCCAAAAUCCCUCAUUGUGCUGAAUUUGCUACGGAUUUGUCCCCUUCACAAGCGGAUUCUGCGGUGGAUGCAGCAGCAGCAGCAACUAAAGCUGAGACUCCCUGCACGAACACAGGAGACAAGACCUUGCCAUUUCUGCACAAUAUUAAAAUCAAAGUAGAAGACAGUAGUGCUAAUGAAGAAUAUGAACCUGACCUUAUUACAAAUAAGCUUAAGUGCGAGUGCAAUGAUACAAAGGGUGAGUUUUACAGUGUGACUGAAAGUAAAGAGGAGGACGCCUUGUUAACCACAGCCAAGGAGGAAGGCUUUGCAUGCCCUGAAAAAGAAACUCCUUCCUUAAAUCCACUGGCUCAGAGUCAGGGCCUUUCAUGCACUUUAGGUUCUCCAAAACCUGAGGAUGGGGAAUAUAAAUUUGGUGCCAGGGUGAGAAAAAAUUACCGGACACUAGUACUGGGAAAGCGACCUGUACUUCAGACACCUCCAGUCAAACCAAAUUUGAAAUCAGCUAGAAGUCCUCGUCCUACAGGUAAAACUGAGACACAUGAAGGAACACUGGAUGAUUUUACAGUUAUAAACAGACGCAAAAAGGUAGCCAGCAAUGUAGCAUCAGCAGUGAAAAGGCCAUUUAAUUUCAUGGCAAAUUUUCCUUGUCCACCAUCACUCAUUAUUGGGAAGGAUGGGGAUUUGUGGCCGGCGUAUUCCUUAAACACCACUAAGGAUUCCCAACCUCCUCACAAGGCCCAUCCUAUAUGGAAAUGGCAGCUGGGCGGUUCUGCAAUACCUCUUCCACCUAGUCACAAAUUCAGGAAAUUUAAUUCAUAAAAGUGUUUUGGAAGAUAUUUUCUUGAACCCUAUUACCUUCCUUUUGUUGUAAACUGCACAGGAUGGUUUGUACAAGUCCAUUAAUGUGUUACACCCCUUUUGGAGCCCUGGUUUAUCGCAUUUUGAAGACAGAAAUCGGAUUACUUUUUUUCCA
This is a messenger RNA of Callorhinus ursinus (northern fur seal), 3001 nucleotides long. The record is from RefSeq and is a predicted model, not a curated record. Lineage: Eukaryota; Metazoa; Chordata; Mammalia; Carnivora; Otariidae.